CUUUCCACCUUCUCUCCAGUCUCUCUUUUACUACCACAAAUCAUUUACCACUGUUGAAUGAUAUGAGAACGAAGCACGAUGAAAGUUGAAGCGAAGGGAAUCUCACAAACAAAUAUUUUUCUUAGGCUCUUUCAGUUUAUCAAGUAUGGCUUUCGUCGAAACCAUGUUUUUUCUUCUAAUCCAGCAUUUGGUCUCGGCAUCUAGUAAUGCAGUUAUUGGUCAUCUCCAGAGUCCUCAUCACUCUUUGAUUGCAGACAAGGCUGCUCUGCUGGAGUUCAAGAAGGCCAUUGUAUAUGAUCCGUAUUCCAAGCUGGCUAAUUGGAAGGAAGCUGCUGAUGUCUGCAAGUUCACGGGUGUCAGCUGCAACUUCACGGAUGUCAGCUGCAACUUCACGGGUGUCAGCUGCAACACACAGCAUUAUCGCGUAUCAGAUCUCAUUCUGAAGGAUUAUGCACUUGCAGGGAGGCUUUCCCCAUUCAUUUCAAAUCUUACAGGCCUCCGUAACCUGGUGCUAGUUGGAAAUCACUUCUAUGGAACUAUCCCUGCUGAAAUUGGCUCACUCAGGCGCCUCCAUCGUCUACUGCUAGAGGGGAACAACUUUCAUGGUUCAGUACCAGAUUCCUUAGCCCUUCCUUCAGACCUCACUACAGUUAGUCUAUUGCAAAAUAAUUUAACCGGCGCCAUUCCACCUACACUCUUCUCCAACUGCAGUAUGUUAGCGGUUUUAGACCUUUCCAACAACCUUCUUUCCGGAAAAAUUCCGAUAGAGAUUGGAAAUUGUCCAAAACUAUGGAGCCUCAAUUUAUACAACAAUCAGUUCACUGGAGAACUUCCUCUCUUUCUGACCAAUAGCUCACUGGUCAACUUAGAUGUCGAAUAUAACCAUCUUUCUGGAGAGUUGCCCAUCAAGUUUGUACAGAAGUUGCCAAAUAUUCUCUAUCUUCAUUUAUCUAACAAUGAUAUGGUAAGCCACGAUGGCAACACCAAUCUUGACCAAUUUUUCUCUGCCAUCACAAAUUGCACUUCUCUAGAGGAGCUUGAGCUGGCUGGUAUGGGCCUCGGAGGAAUAUUGCCCAGUUCCAUCGGUGGACUUGGUAUCAAUUUUACGAAUCUUUUUCUGCAAGAAAACCAGAUAUUUGGAUCAAUUCCUCCGAAUAUAGGUAAUCUUUCUAAGCUUGUGGUCCUGAAUUUGACAUCCAAUCGUCUGAAUGGAACAAUCUCAGCAAACAUCAGUCAGCUGUCAAAUUUGGAACAGCUUUUCUUAUCACACAACCUGUUCACCGGCGCAAUUCCAGCUGCAUUGGGUCAGAUGACUCACCUCGGCCUGCUUGAUCUCUCUGAUAACUCAUUCUCCGGUGAUAUUCCAAGCAGUAUAGGAAAUUUGGUCAGCCUGAAUUAUCUGUUCCUCAACAACAACCUCCUUUCCGGAUCAAUACCUCCAACAUUAGGACACUGCAUACAACUGUACAAGCUUGAUUUAUCAUACAACAGAUUGACAGGCAGCAUCCCCCCACAAUUAUUGGGUUUGAGUGAGAUCAGAAUUUUUAUAAACCUCUCACACAAUCAACUCGAAGGACCUAUACCGAUUGAACUCAGCAAACUGGAAGAUGUUCAAGAGAUGGAUCUUUCAUCGAACAACCUAAGUGGAAGUAUCUUCCCACAGAUAUCAAGUUGUAUUGCAUUGACCCUGAUUAACUUUUCACACAAUUCUUUGGAGGGGAAACUUCCAGAUUCCAUAGGUGAGCUGAAGAAUCUUGAGUCCCUUGAUAUUUCAGGAAACCGCUUCUCUGGAAAUAUUCCACUAAGCCUCAACAACAGCCGAACGCUUACAUAUCUAAAUCUUUCCUUCAAUAACUUUGAAGGAAUGAUUCCCUCUGGUGGCAUCUUUGAAGCUGUAUCAUAUACAUCUUUCUUGGGCAAUCAGCACCUUUGUGGUACUGUUUCCUUCAGACCUGCUUGCCCCCACAAAAUGCAUCCGUUUCGAUCGCACAUUUUCUUAAUCCUAUUCAGCUUAGUCAUAUUCAUUUCAACAUCCCUAUCAAUACUAUGCUCUGUGAUUGCAAUCUGGCACAUUCAGGCACUAAUCUCAGCUCAGAGGACUGCGACAGCAAGAAAACCAACACAACCAGAAUUGGUUCACAGUUUCCCAAGAGUCACAUAUCGAGAUCUGUCGGAUGCCACUAACGGAUUUGAUGAUCAGAGACUGAUUGGAACUGGCAGCUAUGGACGCGUGUACAGGGGAGUUCUUCCAAAUGGGACAACAAUAGCAGUCAAGGUCUUACAGUUGCAAUCUGGAAAUUCAACAAAGAGUUUUACCAGAGAGUGCCAGGUCUUGAGGAGAAUUAGGCACAGAAACCUUAUAAGGAUUAUAACAGCAUGCAGUCUACCGGACUUUAAGGCCAUUGUUCUUCCUUAUAUGGCAAACGGUAGCUUAGAAAGCUGUCUCUAUCAACAUUCGAAGACAGGUCUGCGUUCAGGUUCUUCUGAUUUGAGCCUGAUCCAAAGGGUGAACAUUUGCAGUGACAUAGCUGAAGGGAUGGCAUAUCUACAUCACCACUCUCCAGUCAAAGUUAUACACUGUGAUCUAAAACCGAGCAAUGUUCUUCUCAACAAUGACAUGACAGCUUUAGUUUCCGAUUUUGGGAUCGCAAGAUUGCUGAUAGCUGGAGGUGGAAAUUCAGCUCUUGAGAACAUGGGAAACUCUACUGCAAAUAUGUUAUUCGGAUCCAUUGGAUACAUAGCACCAGAAUACGGGUAUGGUUCUAAUGCAUCUACAAAAGGUGAUGUUUACAGCUUCGGCGUUCUGGUUCUAGAGAUGGUGACAAGAAAAAGGCCAACAGAUGACAUGUUUGUUGGAGGGCUAAACCUGCACAGGUGGGUUAAGAACCAUUGUCAUGGAAGGGUUGAAAAAGUGGUUGACUUCUCCCUAAUGAGAGCUUCUAGAGAUCAAUCCGCCGAGGUGAGAAAGAUGUGGGAUGUUGCAAUUGGAGAGUUGAUAGAGUUGGGAAUCCUCUGCACGCAGGAGUCCCCCUCCACUAGGCCGACAAUGCUCGAUGCUGCGGAUGACUUGGAUCGACUGAAGAGAUAUCUCUGUGGGGAUACUACUGCAACAUUUGCCCCUUCACUCGGAAUUUCUUCUUCUACCCUAGACGGUGACUAGCAUCUCGGAUCCCGUAUAUUUUUUUAACGAAAUGCUUUCUUUCUGUUUCUAGCUCUAUGUCAAACUUGUCUUGCAAUCAGCAUAGAAUCUCUUACAUUCUUAUCGAUCAACAGUAAGAACAAUGAUCACAGUUGGAUUCAAAAGCUUCUGCAA
Messenger RNA from Malus domestica (apple), 3313 nucleotides. Its product is annotated as putative leucine-rich repeat receptor-like serine/threonine-protein kinase At2g24130. Gene Ontology annotation, biological process: protein phosphorylation. The record is from RefSeq and is a predicted model, not a curated record. Lineage: Eukaryota; Viridiplantae; Streptophyta; Magnoliopsida; Rosales; Rosaceae. Gene Ontology annotation, molecular function: protein kinase activity; ATP binding; protein binding.